This is a messenger RNA of Ogataea parapolymorpha DL-1, 1650 nucleotides long. RefSeq names its product transporter SEO1. The record is from RefSeq and is a predicted model, not a curated record. Gene Ontology annotation, molecular function: transmembrane transporter activity. Gene Ontology annotation, cellular component: membrane. The transcript has a single exon. The coding region runs from base 1 to 1650 and encodes 549 amino acids. Gene Ontology annotation, biological process: transmembrane transport. NCBI's taxonomy places the organism in Eukaryota, Fungi, Ascomycota, Pichiomycetes, Pichiales, Pichiaceae.
AUGCCUGUCGGAUCUCUCGUGCUGGACCCGCUCAAACGUUUGAAGUGGGGGCUUUUCCCUGUCGAAAGACAUGUCAUUGACAAAGUCGACGCGACCGACUCGGAGCAAGAAUCGCUCGCCAAGCUAGCAGAGGCCGAGGAGUCGCAUGAGAUUCCGGAAAUCGAGUACAGGGACGAGUCUAACAGGAAAUGGUACAAGUUCUUCGACGAGUACGAGUACCGCCAGAACAAGAACCGCCGUGGAAACCACAAGUGGUACCAGUGGUUCAACAAGGACGACACCCCUGCUGAGAGAAAGCUCGUGAUCAAGCUUGACAUCCUUCUUUGCUUCUACUCGCUCAUGGCGUACUGGGUCAAAUAUCUCGACCAGACGAACCUCAACAACGCCUAUGUGAGUGGCAUGAAGGAGUCGAUCGACAUGAAAGGUAACGAUCUCGUGCACACCCAGGCCGUUUUCACUGUCGGAACUAUCGUGUUCCAAAUUCCUUUCAUGUACAUCCUGUACAAGGCCCCACUGAAUUAUGUCCUGCCUACUUUGGAUCUGUGUUGGAGUCUGUUCACUCUGGGAGCCUACCGUGCAAACAACGUCGGUCAUCUAGAGGCCAUGAGGUUUUUCAUCGGAUGUUUUGAGGCCCCAGCUUACCUCGCAUACAUGUAUCUGUUUGGCAGUUGGUAUAAAGUUGACGAGAUUGUGCGCCGUUCCAUGGUGUAUUAUAUCGGCCAGUACUUAGGUGUCUUGACCUCCGGUCUUUUGCAAGGAGCCAUUUUCGACGGCAUGAACAUGAAAGACGGCUUGGAAGGCUGGAGAUGGAUGUUCAUCAUUGACGCGGUCAUCUCGAUCGUGGUGGGUAUCAUUGGCUUCUACGCCAUCCCAGGGACGCCUCAGAAAUGUUACUCGAUUUUCCUCACCGACGAGGAAAUCCUGCUCGCAAGGAAAAGACUCAAGGACAACAACACUUCGUUCACGGUUCCUGUUGACCGGGCAUUUUUUGACCGCAAGCUGUGGAAAAAAAUUCUCACCUCGUGGCACAUCUACGUCCUCUCGCUGUGGGACAUUUUCUGCUGGAACAACAACAACGGAACGUCUGGUGCUUAUUUGCUCUGGAUCAAGUCUUUAAACAGAUAUAGCGUCGCAAAAGUCAACCAGCUGGGUGCAAUUAGUCCUGCAAUUGGCAUUCUUUGGCUUAUCCUCACUGGCUGCUACGCAGACUUCUUCCAUUCGCGUUGGCAGGCCAUCUUGCUCUCACAGGUCCUCAACAUUACUGGAAACGUCAUUCUGGCGGCCUGGGAUGUGCCCGAAGGCGCUAAAUGGUUUGCUUUCAUGCUGCAGUAUACCGGCUGGGCCAUGGCUCCAGUGCUAUAUGGCUGGAUGAACGAUAUAUGUCGUCAUGAUCCGCAAUACAGGGCUGUUAUUUUGGUCACAAUGAACAUGCUAGCGCAGACUUCGACAGCCUGGAUUUCAGUGCUGGUUUGGAAAACUGUGGAAGCCCCGCGUUAUCUGAAAGGUUUCACGUUCACUGCGUGUAGCGCAUUCUGUCUUGUGCUAUGGACGUUUGUUGUUUUGUGGUUCUAUAAGAGACAGGAGAGACAGCAAAGCGAACUAAAUGGCAUUGUGAUCAUCGACAAGGAGAAGGAUUCGACUAAAGCUUGA